Messenger RNA from Drosophila yakuba, 1255 nucleotides. RefSeq names its product proteoglycan 4. NCBI's taxonomy places the organism in Eukaryota, Metazoa, Arthropoda, Insecta, Diptera, Drosophilidae. Bases 21 to 959 code for a protein of 312 amino acids. The transcript has a single exon. The record is from RefSeq and is a predicted model, not a curated record.
AUAAUCGAAACAAUUGCGAAAUGAAGGUCCUAACUCUUCUCCUCCUGACUGCCUUGGUGGCAGUGGCUUCCGGCCGCCCGAACGGCGGUUGGUUUGGAAAUUUUGGCGGCAACUGGGCCAGGAAGUUCGGCUGGGGCUCCUCCAGUGACGAGGAAAGCGUGCAGGAACAGAAGUGGAAUAGCCAGAAUCAGUGGAACCCCAAUGGGCAUGGUCAGGGUCAGUGGAAUGCCGGCAAUGGUCACGGCCAGUCUCACGGAAAUAACCAUGGACACGGAAACAACCACCAUGGUAAUCAUGGCAACAAUCAUGGCCAUGGUAAUGGUCAUGGUCACGGUGAUCACCGUCCUCCUCCACCACCACCACCAACGGAUCUGCCUGAGCUUACCACCGAGGACGAUAUUGUAUCCACCACGGAUGUGACCAAUCCCGCAGAGGAGACCACCCUGGCUCCCGAACUUCCAGAGGAAUCUACCACCCAGGCACCAGAGGAAAUCACCACCGGCUCUGAAGAAGGUAGCGGUUCCGCGGAAGAUAGCACCACCCUGGCCCCUGAAGCCCCUGAGCAAUCCACCACUCAGGAACCGGAGGAAAUCACCACUGAGUCUGAGGACGGUAGCGGUUCUGAGGAAACCACUCAGGCUCCGGAAGAAACUACCACUGAAGCCGAGGACGGAAGCGGUUCUUCUGACGACACCACUGUGGCACCUGAAGACCCAGAGGAUUCUACGACCCAGGAGCCAGAGGAAACAACCAGCGACGCUGAGGAUGGAAGCGGUUCUACCGAGGAAUCCACCACCGAGGCUCCUGAAGAAUCCACCAGCGAGGCUCCCGAGGAAUCCACCACCGAGGCUCCCGAGGAAUCCACCAGCGAGGCUCCCGAGGAAUCCACCACCGAGGCUCCCGAAGAAUCCACCAGCGAGGCUCCCGAGGAAUCUACCACAGAUACUUUAGCGGUCUAGAAAGUUGAUUUCAUAGUUCCCAAGGUUCCUGGUGCUUUUCCUCAAGAAUCGUUCAGAACUGGACGUUUCCAAGUAGCAAGGUUAUUAAACAAAGCGUUGUAAAACGAUCUAUGGUGCAAAUAUUAAACUGUUACAGCUAAAUUAUUAACAUGUUCUCACAGAACGACGUGAAACCAUUUCUAGGAUUAAGAUUGAAGUCUCAUGCAGCCACAUCGUGUUAUGUUGUCACGCAUUCGCCAUUUAGUUUUAUAGUUCUUACAAUCUGAACAAUUAAACCACCCGAAAAAGAAAGAAAA